Molecule: messenger RNA, 1035 nt
Organism: Mollisia scopiformis
Lineage: Eukaryota; Fungi; Ascomycota; Leotiomycetes; Helotiales; Mollisiaceae
Exons: 9
Coding region: 1-1035 (344 amino acids)
Source: RefSeq, a predicted model, not a curated record
AUGAAGACCCAAACCUUCUUCGCCGUAUUUGCUUUGGCUACAGCUAUCGUUGCUGUCCCUAUUCCAAACAGCCCAUCGUCGACCUCUAGCGCUUUGGAAUCCAUUGAGAGCUUGGUUGGCUCACCUUUUGGCAAUGGAAAUGGAGACGGAAAUGGCAAUGCUGCUGGCAACAAUGAUGGUGAUAAUGCAUCUGGCAAUGGAUCACAAGAUGGCAACGGCAGGCAUGCAAUUGGCUCAGGGGAUGACUUUGGUAACUCCAACGGCAUUCUCAGUGGGAACAGCGGUUUGAAGAUUGGCCGAACCUCAAGCUCUUCCGAAGAUCUCGGCGACCUGAUCUCAGGACUCGUCGGUUCGCCAUUCGGCAAUGGUAACGGCGAUGGUGAUGGAAACUCUGCAGGUAAUGGUGAUGAUGGAAAUGCAUCUGGCAACGGAUCAGGCGAUGGAAAUGGAAGUGGUUCAAAUGAUCAAUUCGGCAAUGGCAAUGAUAUUCUGAGUGGCAACAAUGGCAUCUCGCUCGGCAAGAAGGUGAGAAGAAAUCCCAGCCCAGAAACUCCUGGUACCUAUGUCGGCAAUAUCAUCGACGCCGUCGUUGUCCCUCUCGAACCUGGCUCCUCGGAUUCUGUCAUCGGCUCGCCAUCUGAUAAUGGAAAUUCUGAUGGCGAUAACAACUCUGCCGGUAAUGGAGACGAUGGCAACGCAUCUGGCAACGGAAGCAAUGACGGCAACAACUCUGGCUCAAACGACAACAUAGGAAAUGGAAACGAUAUCCUAUCCGGCGACUGCGGCGUCUGCACUGGCGCAAUCACCGUGCGUGACUUACCAGACGAUGCUCUCGACUUGAUUCCCGACCAAUCCGUCACAUCUCUCAAUCAAGAUUUCUCUCAGGUCUUCUCUGACGGCCCGACAGAUGUUGCGGGGGCUAUCUCCGGCGCCUUGAGCGGAGACGAUACGAGCGAGACUUUCAAUGGAAAGAGACAGGUUUUGACUGGGUUGGAGGACCUCAUUGCUGACGAUGUUGUGGCGUAUAUCCCAUAG